Prosopis cineraria is the source of this 1125-nucleotide messenger RNA. RefSeq lists its product as uncharacterized. The record is from RefSeq and is a predicted model, not a curated record. NCBI's taxonomy places the organism in Eukaryota, Viridiplantae, Streptophyta, Magnoliopsida, Fabales, Fabaceae. The transcript has 6 exons. The coding region runs from base 1 to 1125 and encodes 374 amino acids.
AUGAAAAAGAUCACUUGGAGAGUGAGUGUGUUGUUCUGCUUCUUCUUGUCUUUGGUGCUUGCCAGGGCCUCCACUAGCAAUGAAGGAUUCGCUAAAGAACUUGAGGUUGACAAGCUUUUGAAGAAGCUGAAUAAACCAGCUGUUAAGUCUAUUCAGAGCCCUGAUGGUGAUGUAAUCAACUGCGUGCACAUUUUAAAUCAACCAGUUUUUGAUAAUCCAAAACUAAAAAAUCACAAAAUUCAGAUGAGGCCAACAUUUCAUCCAAAAAGAAGCAAUUUUUCAUCAAACCCAAUUGCUCAAAUGUGGCAUCAAAGUGGAAGUUGUCCAGAAGGAACCGUUCCUAUAAGAAGAACAACAAAAGACGACAUACUGAAGGCAGAUUCUUUUGAACAAUUUAGUGUAAGAAGAUCAUUGUACUCUACAAAUGACCACGAGUACGCCCCAGUUAAUGUGUCAGGAGAUAGAUAUUAUGGAGCCAAGGCAUCUAUAAAUAUUUGGAAGCCACGUGUUCAACAAUCCAAUGAAUUUAGUCUCUCUCAAAUCUGGAUUAUGAAUCAAGCUGUUCCUAAUUAUGUUGAGUCCAUCGAAGCAGGUUGGCAGAGGGACUCAUAUCGAACUUUAUGUUAUAACCUUGAUUGCCAGCCUGGCUUUGUUCAAGUUGAUAACUCAAUAGUAAUGAGAAGCAGCCUACAACCAUCUGUCUAUGGUGGUUCUCAAAAUGUAUUAUCCAUCCUUAUCAGGAAGGAUCCAAAAACUGGAAACUGGUGGAUGCAAGUUGGGAAUACAUCUGUAGGAUACUGGCCAGCUUCUUUGUUCAAUCGCAUAAAUACUGCUGGUGCAACCCAUGUAGGGUGGGGCGGUGAAAUAGUAAACCUGAGAUCCAAUGGGCAACACACCACAACAGGCAUGGGAAGUGGCUACUUCCCUCAAGAAGGUUAUGGCAAGGCUAGCUUUUUCAAGGAGCUUUCUAUUGUUGAUGCAAAUAAUAAUCUUGUCUCUCCUAAAUACCUUAACACUUACGUUUCCAAUCCCUAUUGCUACACUGUUUCCCCUUAUCGCUCUUCUAAUGAUUGGGGUGUCUACUUCUUCUAUGGCGGUCCUGGGAGAAACCAAUAUUGUCGUUAG